GGCGGCAUGGCGAGCACGGCCUCGGAGAUCAUCGCCUUCAUGGUUUCCAUCUCCGGCUGGGUGCUGGUGUCCUCCACGCUGCCCACCGACUACUGGAAGGUGUCCACCAUCGACGGCACGGUCAUCACCACCGCCACCUAUUGGGCCAACCUGUGGAAGACGUGCGUUACCGACUCCACGGGCGUCUCCAACUGCAAGGACUUCCCCUCCAUGCUGGCGCUGGACGGUUAUAUCCAGGCAUGUAGAGGACUUAUGAUUGCUGCUGUCAGUCUGGGCUUUUUUGGUUCCAUAUUUGCCCUGUUUGGAAUGAAGUGUACCAAAGUCGGAGGCUCAGAUAAAGCCAAAGCUAAAAUUGCUUGUUUGGCUGGGAUUGUAUUCAUACUGUCAGGGUUGUGCUCAAUGACCGGUUGUUCCCUGUAUGCAAACAAAAUCACAACGGAAUUCUUUGAUCCUCUCUAUGUUGAGCAGAAGUACGAAUUAGGAGCUGCUCUGUUUAUUGGAUGGGCAGGAGCCUCACUCUGCAUAAUUGGCGGUGUCAUAUUUUGCUUUUCAAUAUCUGACAACAACAAACCUCCCAGAAUGGGAUACGCAUACAAUGGGGCCACGUCUGUCCUGUCUUCUCGGACAAAGUAUCAUGGCGCAGAAGGAGGUUUUAAAACCACAAACCCUUCAAAACAGUUUGAUAAAAAUGCUUAUGUCUGA
Molecule: messenger RNA, 702 nt
Organism: Neomonachus schauinslandi (Hawaiian monk seal)
Lineage: Eukaryota; Metazoa; Chordata; Mammalia; Carnivora; Phocidae
Gene: CLDN10
Product: claudin 10
Exons: 5
Coding region: 7-702 (231 amino acids)
Biological process (GO): cell adhesion; bicellular tight junction assembly
Cellular component (GO): bicellular tight junction; plasma membrane
Molecular function (GO): structural molecule activity
Source: RefSeq, a predicted model, not a curated record